GAGUCCGGACGCCAGGAAGAGCAUAGUGUGCGCCACUCGAUGAAUGAAACUGAACGGCAAACUUCAUUCAUUCAUUCAACUUUCGGACGAAAUUAAACAGUGUUUAACGAGCAUUACAUGUUAGCUUGCUCUACCAGGUGUGCGUGUGCAUGUUUGAUGCUGUAGCUGGAAUUUCUUUGGCUUGAAAGUGUGUGCACCCGUCUGUGCGCGUGCAUACCUGACUCCAGCUGCAGCUGAGUGUGUUUAUGUGUGUGAAGAGCUCGUGUGUGCCAUGUCAGUAUCAGUGAUCAUAAAAUGGGGAGGUCAGGAGUACUCCAUCAGUUCUCUGUCUGAGGAGGACACAGUGAUGGACCUGAAACAGUCCAUUAAGACCUUGACUGGGGUGCUGCCAGAGAGACAGAAACUACUGGGACUCAAGGUCAAAGGUAAACCUGCAGAGGAUGAGGUGAAGCUGGGCUCUCUGAAGCUGAAGCCUAACACUAAGAUCAUGAUGAUGGGCACUAGAGAGGAGAGUCUGGAAGAGGUUUUAGCCCCUCCCCCAGAGAAUGAUGACGUGGUCAAUGAUUUUGACAUCGAGGAGGAGGUCAUUGAAGUGGAGAACAGAGAGGAGAACCUGGCUAAGAUUGCCCGCCGAGUGAAAGACUAUAAGGUGGAGGAGAUGAACCCUCCCAGAGAAGGCAAGAGGCUUCUGGUCCUGGAUGUGGACUACACACUGUUUGAUCACAAGUCGUGUGCAGAAACGGGUCAGGAGCUGAUGAGACCAUACCUUCAUGAGUUUCUGACAUCAGCCUACGAGGACUAUGACAUUGUCAUUUGGUCUGCUACAAGUAUGAAGUGGAUUGAUGCCAAAAUGAAAGAGCUGGGAGUGACAGACAACCCUAACUACAAGAUUACGUUCAUGUUGGACAGUGCAGCAAUGAUCACGGUACAUACCCCAAAGAGAGGGGUCGUGGAGGUGAAGCCGCUGGGUGUGAUAUGGGGGAAGUACGGAGAAUUUUACAACAGGAAGAACACCAUUAUGUUUGAUGACAUAGGACGAAACUUCCUCAUGAACCCACAGAAUGGACUAAAGAUCCGACCUUUCAUGAAGGCUCACCUUAACAGAGAGAAGGACAGGGAGCUGUAUAAACUGGCUCAGUACCUAAAAGAAAUCGCCAAACUUGAUGACUUCAGUGGACUCAACCACAAACACUGGGAGAGGUACCUAUCUAAGAGGCAGCAUCACUGAGGAGAGACGACAUCCUCUGCAAAAUCUGGGGCUGGACACUACCAUCCUAUCAUCCAGAUCUCUCUCUCUCUCACACACACAUACACACACACACACAAUUGGCUGUUACAAGGCCUUUAUUACAAACCUUACUACAAAUCCCACACUAACCCUGCAGCCACCAACAUUCAAAAGCUCAGGACUGAGAUGGGCUUCCCAAUUUACGUAUUUGCAUGUUUUUUCCCAAAUCUCGCACAUUGUUUUUUUGCAUUUAUUACAAUAAUAACAACAGUCACCACCCAUCUUUUAAUAAAAUACCCAUCUUUUAAUAAAAUGCUCCCAGGUUUGAGGCCACAUGCCACAAGCCACCUCGACCCACAAAUUUCAACAUACCUACUUCAGUCAGGCGUCUAAAAUACAUCUUGAAGUCUGAUGAACUAAUUUGCAACAUUCUGAAUCUGCUUGGUCUUCAUAUGGAUGGGGUUUACAGUAUUUUUACUUUAUAGGUAGUGUGAAGUUGCUUGUCUUCCACAAAAAGGCAGCACACUUUGCUCUGACUAUCAAGCCUUUCUGCAAUACCAAGCAAGUGAAAAUAGAUACAAAUAUAAUAACUAUGGUAAAGGUCAAUAUGUGGUGUCCCCCACCCCUGUACAAAGUUGAGAUGUUACAUAUUGCAAAUUCUGAAGACUGAGACUAACCAUCGAAAAGCCGAAACACUUAAAUUUACAUGUAUGAGAAAGACAUAAUUACAAUGGUUAAAGGUGAAAUUCAACAGGAAUUAAUAUGUUUUACUGAAGUGACAAAUUGGAGUAAUAAAAUGUGUCCUUAAGCAUCAGACUGAUGCCUGCAACAUACACAAUUUGACAUAAUAAUAUAGUAAGAAAUAAUAUGCAAUAAUCCUCAGAGCUACUGUGACACUAACAGCCGCAGAGAUUGAGACAGGUUGUAGCAAAAAUACUUUAAUCAAAACAGUCGACUGUCGUGCGUGUUUUGGGGAACUUCCUGUAUGCAGGGGUUACUGGACACAGGCCUGCGGGCUGGAGGAUGUCGUCCAUGUACUGUACACACAGACAGUUAGUUUUCCAUGGGUGGAUGGGUGUGUGUGCAUAUUUUGCCCAGAAAUGUAUUGAUGUUUUUCUGUUCCAGCUUUGUUACAUUGCUGGACGCACACACUCAGUUACAUGCAAAGGAUCGGUACUGUAUUUUGGGAUACAGAAUUCUUUAGUACAUGUUUUGUUUAGAGUUGUUUAGGGAAAUCUAAAUGUUUAUGAACAAAGUUGGGAUGAGGGAUGGUGAUAGGUGCAAGAAACUGACAGCACAAUACGUGCAUUGUCAGUUUUUGUUUUGUUUGUUUUUUUGUUUUUUGGUAGCUGCUCCAUUAAUGAAACUAUGUCUGCACUUAUUGUCAGCGUUGAUUUUAAGUUAUGGAUGAAGAAGGGGAAGUGUCGGGGGAAGGGGUGUCCUACCAUAUGAACAAGUAGCACCUGGAGCUUUUGGAAACAUCAGGGAUGUGAUUUUUUUUUUCCAGAAUUUGUCAGGUUUACAGCUCCCUCGGACAUUCAACUCCUUUUCAUUUCUUGAGAUAAUUACUUGAGAUCUGCCUUUUUGUGUUUUCCUAAUCACGUCCCUGACAUCCUGGCUGUAAAUAUGACAAUAAACCUUCUUUUGUACCUAAA
This is a messenger RNA of Epinephelus fuscoguttatus (brown-marbled grouper), 2883 nucleotides long. RefSeq names its product ubiquitin-like domain containing CTD phosphatase 1 (gene ublcp1). Gene Ontology annotation, biological process: protein dephosphorylation. The coding region runs from base 272 to 1228 and encodes 318 amino acids. Gene Ontology annotation, molecular function: protein binding; protein serine/threonine phosphatase activity. The record is from RefSeq and is a predicted model, not a curated record. Gene Ontology annotation, cellular component: nucleus. The transcript has 11 exons. NCBI's taxonomy places the organism in Eukaryota, Metazoa, Chordata, Actinopteri, Perciformes, Serranidae.